AUGACUACCGCCGUUCUUGUAACAGGGGCUUCUGGCUUUAUCGCCCUGCAUAUCGUGGACCAACUUCUAUCGCAGGGCUAUUCGGUGGUAGGCACAGUGAGAACCAAGGAAAAAGGGGACUAUGUGUACUCUCAAUUCAGCGCGAAAUACAAGAAUCCAAAGCUGACGCUUGAAUACGUCAAAGAUAUUGCGGAAUUAGAUGCAUUUGACAAUGCAGUGAAAAAUCACCCCGAGGUGGAGUUCGUUUUGCACACAGCAUCGCCAGUGCAUUCCACUACGGAUGGAACCCCCGAGGAACUUUUCAUUAAUCCGGCUGUGAAUGGCACUGUUGGGAUUCUGAAGGCUGUUGAAAAGUAUGCUCCACAGGUAAAGCAUGUUGUUAUGACAUCAUCGUUUGCGACCGUUCGGAAUGCUGAUAAGGCUGGCGAUAAGAGUUUCAAGCAUACGGAGGAAACGUGGAAUCCAAUCACUAGAGCAGACCUUAACGGUGAUGUGAUGCCAUCCUAUUCUCUAUCUAAGACUCUGGCUGAAAAGGCUGCCCGUGAGUUAGUGGCUUCGACUAGUGCGAACUUCACGUUCCACACCGUGAACCCUCCCUUUGUCUACGGACCCCAGCUUUUCGAGGCAUCAAUCGCCAAUCCAGAGCUCAACUUUUCAGCAGAGAAAGUCAAGUCUGUCCUUCACUUACCUGCUGACUCGAAAGGUCCCUUUGACAACCCGCAAGUUCUGACAAUUGAUGUGAGAGACGUUGCACGUGCCCACAUCGCUGCGCUAUCGGACCCUGCCAAGUUCGCUAAUAAAAGGUUACUUCCCACAGUGGGAAGGUCGAAUCCUCAGAGAGUACUGGACACAAUCAGACUGAAGUUCCCUGAACUAAGGGAGAAACUCCCAGUUGGAGAUCCAGCAAGAGGCGAGAAGGAAAGGGAAGCCAAAGGUUUCUAUUAUGAUAACUCUAAGACUCGCGAAUUGUUGGGAUUCGAGUUCAUUCCGUAUGAAACAACAAUCUAUGACUCUGUGAAGCAGAUUCUUGAUUAUGAAGAGGCCCAAGUUUAG
This is a messenger RNA of Kuraishia capsulata CBS 1993, 1053 nucleotides long. RefSeq lists its product as uncharacterized. Bases 1 to 1053 code for a protein of 350 amino acids. The record is from RefSeq and is a predicted model, not a curated record. Lineage: Eukaryota; Fungi; Ascomycota; Pichiomycetes; Pichiales; Pichiaceae. Gene Ontology annotation, molecular function: oxidoreductase activity, acting on the CH-OH group of donors, NAD or NADP as acceptor. The transcript has a single exon.